Emiliania huxleyi CCMP1516 is the source of this 1419-nucleotide messenger RNA. RefSeq lists its product as hypothetical. Bases 1 to 1419 code for a protein of 472 amino acids. The record is from RefSeq and is a predicted model, not a curated record. Lineage: Eukaryota; Haptophyta; Isochrysidales; Noelaerhabdaceae. The transcript has 2 exons.
AUGGGUAGGCCGAUUCCGCGGAACCUCCAGGCUGCCCACGACAAGAAGUGGAUCCCCAAGAGCAUCGGCAAAGGCACACACCACCGCGAAAAGUAUCGAGCGCUGCUCGACGCCGGCUGGACCAUCCUGCACAGUGGCAGCAAGAGCGACUGCCGCGUGGGCUACUACGCGCCAAAUGGUGUCGGCUUCGACUCACUUUCCAAGGCGUGGGCAGCGCACGAGGCUGGCAAGACGGACAAGGGCGUGAUCCGCGAGUACGUUUCGGAGGCGGGCAUGAGGCUCGUCCGGACGGAGCUCAACGGGCACCUCUUCGAGAAGAAGGGGGUCAAGGAGAGGCCGUCACAGGCGGGCUUGGCGGCCGUCCGCACGCCGCUCAACGCGGCCGCGAUCGAUGCGGGCGAGCUCAAGGAGGCGCCGUCACAGGCGGGCUUGAGGGCCGUCCGCACGCCGCUCAACGCGGCCGCGAUCGAUGCGGGCGAGCUCAAGGAGCGGGCGUCGACCGCGGGCACGGCGGCCGUCCGCACGUCGCUCAACGCGGCCGCGAUCGAUGCGGGCGACCUCAAGGAGGUGGCGUCGAGGGCGGGCAAGUGCAACCCCGCAAACCAGCGCAGGUCGUGGGCGGCGGCCGCCGCGCGAGGCACCGGCGAGACGCAGGACGGCCUCUCGCCGCAGGAGCGAGAGGACAUGGCGCAGCAGGUUGCGGGCGAGGUCAACGCCGUCGCGAUCGCCGCGCUCGAUCACAGCGGGAGCACCUCCGUCUACGUCGCCGUCGGCAGCCACCGCCGCAUGGUGACCAACCUGCAGGAGGCCAAAAAAAAGGGGUGGAAGUGCCUCGGCGGCUGUGAGGUUCUCGCCUCCCUGCUCCGCUCCACCCCGGUCGCUUUCGUCCUCGAUGAGAAGGGCCACGCGCAGCGCUUCUGCACCGCAAGCCUGCGGAAGCACCUGAAGGCGGGCAACAUCGAGGUCUUCGUGAGCGAGGAGUGCAUGCAUGCCGCGUCGACCGCCAAGCGGUCGGAGGUGCUCUCCCACACGGAGCUGAUGCAGCAGUACCCGCACCCGCGCACCCUCAUGUCGGGCAUCUCCAAGGGCGGGCCGCAGCAGGGCCAGGCCUGCGGCCACGCGCUCGGCGUGCUGAUGAUGCACUGCAUGGGCGAGCACUUCGUCGCGCCGCAGGUCGACACGUACGUCCUCGAGAUCCAAGCCAGCCCGGCCUACCGCGAGCGGAAGGACGAGCUGGGCAGCACCUGGCAGGAGCACGCGCAGCAGCAGGCGUCGUCGUCGUCCGCGCCGCUCGAGCUGCCGGCGUGGUCGCGCGCCUUCACCAGGAGGAAGCGUGUCCCAGGCGGCCAUAAAAUCACGGCCCUCAGCGAAGCUGGGAAGACGCGCACUGUGCUGCUGGGGUGCGGCCGCUCUGGGUGA